AUGGCUUCUCGCAAACCUCGAAGACAAAAUAAUCACAACUCCGUACACCUCACGGACUAUGAAUCUGACGCUCAAUACUUUUCCGACAUGCAGCAACAGCCUGCACCACCACUCCGCUCCAACGAGGAGCUUAACCUCUCCGUUAUCCAACGACACAAGCCCACUGUGACCUCCAUUCUUUCCCUCGCGCCCUACGCGGUCGUCUACAUUUUCAGCCCAACCACAAAACAAUGGGAGAAGAACGGUGUUGAAGGAACUCUGUUCGUUUGCCAGGAAUCGCAGGGCGAUCUAGGCGAAGAACGCUACACUGCCUUUGUGCUGAACCGCCGUGGCUUAAACAACUUCGAUCUCCCACUAACCGACGGCGAGAAUGUUGAAAUCACAGACGAAUAUGUGAUUCUCAAAGCUGAAGAAACCGCUGAAGGAGAAGCUGGACAGAAUGGUAUCGCCGAUCCGUUGCACCCACAGAAUGUCCCCAACUCCCAGACCGGCACCAACAACGUACGCAUCUACGGUCUUUGGAUCUACUCAGAGCCACCGCCAAACUCCACCGCCGAGAGUCGUACCAUAAAUGCCCAGAUGAUUCUCGAGUGCGCCACACACGCAGGGCAGAGCCUGAAGCUGGCUCGCGAGCGCCUCGAAGCCAUGCGCCAGAACAGCUUGCACGUUGCUGCAGCGGCGGCUUCAGCACAAGCUGCCCCGCUCGAUGAAGUCCAGGCCGGUGCGCCCAUGGGACGCCAGAUUUCGCUGAAGGAUUUGUUUGGUCAGCAGCGCGCUCAGGACGACGGUUGGAGUGUGCGCGCACACCAUUUGGGCCCCAACCAGCAUCCCCAGCCGACCGCCCAACCUAACUAUCAGAACAUGAAUAUGGUACCUCAGCAGAUGACGGUGCCUACUCCCCCGCCACAGCCACAAUCCGAUGUGCUAGGAGAUCUGUUCCGGAGAGCAGGGCUGGCCCAACAAGGCAAUGGGCAGGGAUACUAG
This is a messenger RNA of Penicillium paradoxum, 984 nucleotides long. RefSeq names its product Dcp1 family protein. Gene Ontology annotation, cellular component: P-body. Gene Ontology annotation, molecular function: mRNA binding; enzyme activator activity. NCBI's taxonomy places the organism in Eukaryota, Fungi, Ascomycota, Eurotiomycetes, Eurotiales, Aspergillaceae. Gene Ontology annotation, biological process: deadenylation-independent decapping of nuclear-transcribed mRNA; deadenylation-dependent decapping of nuclear-transcribed mRNA; positive regulation of catalytic activity. The coding region runs from base 1 to 984 and encodes 327 amino acids. The transcript has a single exon. The record is from RefSeq and is a predicted model, not a curated record.